CUUGUCCUUUGCAUGAACUCUCCGGCCUCCAGAGGAAGGAAGGCACAGCCAGACCCACUCGAUGGAAAACUUGAACCUCACUCCCUGGGAGGCAUGGCUGCUGCAUAAAGAGAGAGAAGGGCGCGUUGAGUUGCAGAGGAAAAUCUCGGAGCAAUUGAAACAAGAGGAAGAACUGUUAAAAGAACAGCAGCAUAAGGAAAAGAAAAAACUACUUGCAGAGGAACAGCGCAAAGAAUGGGUCCGGAAAAAGAAAGAGCAGGAGCGAAAAGAAAAAGAAGAGAGACUUCUGAAAGAGCAACGGGACAAGGAGGCAGAGGAACGGGGCCGAAUCUCUGCACAAGAGAAGGGCAAAGAGAAAUACGAGGCCUGGCUGAGAAAAAAGAAAAUGGAGGAGCAAGAACGGAAGAGAAAAGAGAAGGAACAAGAGGAAAAGUCCCUGACUGAACAAAGAGAGAAAAAGGACAAAGCAAGUCAAGUGUUUAAAGAGUGGCUGGAACAAGCCAAGAACAAGCCACGUCCAGUAUUAAACAGCUAUGGCUACGUCAAUGGGAAACUAACAGGUUAUUAUGACGCAAGCUCCUAUCCUGCUCCAGCAUUCUAUAAUCCCAUCCCGUGGAAACCAAUUCCCGUACCACCUCCACCGAAAGAAGCCACCAAGAACGUCUCUGCAAAGAAGAAAAAAAGACCGGUUUCCAGCCAGUCGUAUCGACCAAACGUGAGGUCACUUAAUAAACCUAAGGACAAUCUCCAUGUGGCUGGGAGAAUACUGAAAAGAUGACGGAUAUGCUGUGGAUAAGGCUGGUUUUGUUCAUCCACAGCAAAUCAUUAUAAUGUUUUAAACCAUCCAGACAAAUGCACAACCGCUUUUUGUUUUGCAAUUAUUUAAUAUAGUACAAUAUGGGAUCCUAGUGUUGUUUGAGCAUCAAGCAUUAUCUCUAUAUAGAUCUGGCACGUUUCUUCUCUACAGUAGAGCAAUGCAGAAUGAGUCCUUGUUCUGUUGUUGGAAUGAGGGUCUCACCAAUCCUUUCAUCAGUGAUUAUGGGGCUUCAUACUAAGUUAGCAGAGCCCACCACCCUACAGGCCUCAACUAUUAACCCACCAGUCCACUUAAUCCUCAGGUGGUGGACACUGCCAACAAGUAGCAAGGGGUCCAAGAUAUUAAGGGAUACAUGUGCUGUUAAUAUGAAUGAAUUGUGUUACAACAGCGCCACCUGCUGGUCAUUUUCCCACCAGUUUGACCACCAAGUAGUCAAGGAAGUUGUCAGGAGAAAGAAAGAGGCAGCUCUGAUGUUCUUCUACUUAGGAAGAAAACCUUUCUCAAACUUUUCCUAAGCAGAAGAACAUCAGAGCAGCCUCUUUCUUUCUCCUGACAACUUCCUUGACUACUUGGUGGUCAGACUGGUGGGAAACUGACCAGCAGGUGGCGCUGUUGUAACAAAAUUUAUUCAUGUUAACAGUACAUGUAUCCCUUAAUAUCUUGGAAUUAAAAAAUAAUAAACAAUGAAUGUACAUUGCAAACAUUCUCAGAAUAGUACUCUCAUCAAUUUUACAUUCACUUGUUUUAAAGGUUUACUUAUCCUUUAAGACUCCAUUAAACCCCACUCGCAAGUCCUGUUCAUUUUGCAAUUCUGCUUUUCCAUCUGUCAUGGGACCCCAGAGUCCGGCCAAAGAAGCCAAGCCUAUAUUUUACUCACUGAUUAAGGGAAAAUACAUUUAGUAGAUACAGUAUUUACCUUCCCAUUGCAAAUAAUGGGGUAUAUUUAAUUCUAAAAUGUUUUUUAUAAGGAUCCUGAAAUAUCCCCAUGUUCAUAAGAAAUUGCAUAUAUUCAGUUAGUGAUUUCCUUAGUCAUUUUAAAAAAAAUCCAAUUUGAUCUUUUAGGAGUUAUUUAUUAAAGUCUAAAUGCCAAAAACUUGAAAAAUUCACGUUUUUUUUUUUAAAUUUAAUUUUUUGGGAAUAAAUUAAACCCCAAGGGUGUUAAAAGUCAGAAUAAAAAAGUAGUCCAACUCAGACCUGCCGAGUUCAUGGAGAAAUCCCGAAGAUAUCCCGAUCUGCGCUGGUUUUCGUGAAAUAAUGCGAAGAUGUCAUGGUUUUCGGGCAUCAAAUCUUAAAAAAAUGUGUACGGUUUGAAUUUUUUCGCGAUUUUAUCGAGUUUUUUUUCCUGCACAGGAAAUUUUCGGAAAAAUGUAUUGAGAAAUAAAGGGAAAAAAAUCAGUGCGGAUCUGGUCGGACUAUUUUACCGAAAAUUAUCAGAAAUUUAGGGGGUUAUUUAUUAAGGUCUGAAUGCCAAAAACUUGAAAAAUUCACUUUUUUUUUUUACUAUAAAAUCAAAGUUUUUAGCGGUUUAAUUUUUCGGGAAUAAAUUAAACCCCAAGGGUGUUAAAAGUCAGAAUAAAAAAGGACUCCAACUCAGACCUGUCGAGUUUAUGUAGAAGUCAA
Xenopus laevis (African clawed frog) is the source of this 2437-nucleotide messenger RNA. RefSeq names its product coiled-coil domain containing 34 S homeolog (gene ccdc34.S). The record is from RefSeq and is marked provisional. NCBI's taxonomy places the organism in Eukaryota, Metazoa, Chordata, Amphibia, Anura, Pipidae.